Molecule: messenger RNA, 710 nt
Organism: Monoraphidium neglectum
Lineage: Eukaryota; Viridiplantae; Chlorophyta; Chlorophyceae; Sphaeropleales; Selenastraceae
Exons: 6
Cellular component (GO): cytoplasm
Source: RefSeq, a predicted model, not a curated record
AUGGCCAUCAACGCCGGCGCUGACAUCAUCGAGUGCAGCUUCGCAGCAGUAGACCUUGACAAGGUCCUGGGGGUGCACGCCUUCAGCCUGGACAGGCUGCUGGUCAAGGACCCGGACUUCCUGGACGAGGGCGACGGCCACCACCACCACCACCAUGAUCACGACCACGACCAUGACCACGAUUGCAAGGGCGAGGGCUGCGACCACGACCACCACCAUCACCACGAGCACGAGCACGGCCACGACCAUGCAAAGGAGUGCAAGGAGGAGGGGUGCGAUCACCCAGACCACCACCAUCAUGAUGAGCACCAUGAAGAGGGCGGCGGCGGCGAGCAGCAGCAGCACGGGGAGGAGGCGGGGCACCACGGGCACCACCUGGACCACAAGCACGACUCGCGAGUCACCAGCGUCGGCAUCCAGGCGGAGGGCCACUGCAGCAUGCCGAAGCUCAACGCAUGGCUAUCUACGCUGCUGAAGGACCGCGGCGCGGACCUCUUCCGCUCCAAGGGGAUCCUCUCCAUCGCGGGCUCAGACGACAGGCACGUGUUCCAAGGGGUGCACAUGAUGCUGCAAUUCACAAGCAGUGCGGAGGGCGUCGGCCGCCCCUGGGCGCCCGACGAGAAGCGCGUGAACAAGGUCGUUUUCAUCGGCAAGAACCUGGACAGGAAGGAGCUCACGGACGGCUUCAACGCCUGCCUCGUGGCCGCCUC